Molecule: messenger RNA, 1458 nt
Organism: Rangifer tarandus platyrhynchus (Svalbard reindeer)
Lineage: Eukaryota; Metazoa; Chordata; Mammalia; Artiodactyla; Cervidae
Source: the annotation of a GenBank genome assembly
AUGGCCGUUGCUGGUGCUCGGCAGACGCUCAAGCACCAGGGUCCGCGGGACAGUGUGCCCAGCCGUCAGGACUCCCCACUCCUUGACUGGAGCCCCCCGCCCCUCCAGCUCCAUCUACCCUCAGCGCUGGGAGCCUUGCGUUCCCUGGCCUCCGGGUUGAAGAGGAAGCCCCAGCGCGCGACCUCCCGGGCUCUCCGCUUCGACCGGGCCGCCGCCGCCAUGCAGACGCCCAGCCUGCUGCCGCUGCUGCUCGCCCUCGGCCUGCUGGCCGCACCUGCCGCCGCGGUCAUCAGGAUCCCACUGCACAAGUUCACGUCCAUCCGCCGGACCAUGUCGGAGGCGAUGGGCCCCGUGGAACACCUGAUUGCCAAGGGCCCCAUCUCGAAAUAUGCCACCGGGGAGUCAGCUGUGAGGCAUGAGCCAGUUCCCGAGCUGCUCAGGAAUUACAUGGAUGCCCAGUACUACGGGGAGAUCGGCAUCGGGACGCCUCCGCAGUGCUUCACGGUGGUCUUCGACACCGGCUCCGCCAACCUCUGGGUCCCGUCCAUCCACUGCAAGCUGCUGGACAUAGCCUGCUGGACCCACCACAAGUACAACAGCGGCAAGUCCAGCACGUACGUGAAGAACGGCACGACCUUCAGCAUCCACUACGGCUCGGGCAGCCUCUCAGGGUACCUGAGCCAGGACACUGUAUCGGUCCCCUGUGACCCGUCCUCGUCCAGCCCGGGCAGUGUCACGGUGCAGAGGCAGACCUUCGGGGAGGCCAUCAAGCAGCCGGGCGUGGUCUUCAUCGCGGCCAAGUUCGACGGCAUCCUGGGCAUGGCCUACCCCCGCAUCUCCGUCAACAACGUGCUGCCUGUCUUCGACAAUCUGAUGCAGCAGAAGCUGGUGGAGAAGAACAUCUUCUCCUUCUUCCUGAACAGGGACCCGAAAGCCCAGCCUGGGGGCGAGCUGAUGCUGGGUGGGAUCGACUCCAAGUACUACAGAGGCAGCCUGGCCUACCACAACGUCACCCGCAAGGCCUACUGGCAGAUCCACAUGGACCAGCUGGACGUGGGCGGCAGUCUGACCGUGUGCAAGGGCGGCUGUGAAGCCAUCGUGGACACGGGCACGUCCCUGAUCGUGGGCCCCGUGGAGGAGGUGCGGGAGCUGCAGAAGGCCAUCGGGGCCGUGCCGCUGAUGCAGGGCGAGUACAUGAUCCCCUGCGAGAAGGUGUCUAGCCUGCCCCAGGUCACCGUGAAACUGGGGGGUGAGGACUACACGCUGUCCCCGGAGGACUACACGCUCAAGGUGUCACAGGCCGGGACGACCGUGUGCCUGAGCGGCUUCAUGGGCAUGGACAUCCCCCCGCCCGGCGGGCCGCUCUGGAUCCUGGGGGACGUCUUCAUUGGGCGCUACUACACCGUGUUCGACCGGGACCAGAACCGCGUGGGCUUGGCCGAGGCCGCCCGGCUCUAG